Molecule: messenger RNA, 960 nt
Organism: Fusarium sp. VM40
Lineage: Eukaryota; Fungi; Ascomycota; Sordariomycetes; Hypocreales; Nectriaceae
Source: the annotation of a GenBank genome assembly
AUGGAGUCUACUCCCGUUCUAAUCAACAUUAACUCGCGGCCUAAUGUCUGGGAGCCGGGUGAUGACUGGGCAGGUGUGACAAAUCAGUCCCAGAGAAAGAAGCUCCAAAACCGUCUCAACCAACGAGCUUAUCGUCAGUCCAUUCUUGCUGAUUUUGCCGAACAGCUACUAAAAAGACAACAGCCUAGACAGUCGAGCCCGGGCUGCUUAAACAGGCAUCAUCCAAGAAGAGAUGCCGACAGCUCACAGAACGGGGCAACCAAAGUCCAGGUUCAGCAAGCGACAUCAAUCAUACUGUCCGAAAGAAUCCAAUCUGACACGAGCGGUAAUCUUGCAGCUCUUUUUGAGGGCUGUGCCCUCUUGUCGUGCCCUCGUCGAAUUCAUCAAAUUAGUAGCCUCGUCAGACAAGCUUACGAGGAUUACUCCUUACACGCACCUCGGCCUGCAUAUCUCCAAAUCCUCAUCCGAUUAAACGUUCUUAAUGCCUUGGCUCGGAACGCUGUCUGCAUUGGAUUACCACCAGAAGGCCUCUGCCGUGACGAGGCUAUCUCGCCAUAUAGUAAUAAUGGCCCUCCGCUCCCAAACAAGCCGCCAACAACCACAACGUGCUUUCCAGCGCUGGAGCCAACGGUCCUUCAGAAGACGGUAGUGCAUCAUCCAUGGAUUGAUUUGCUGCCUUUCCCUCAGCUUCGCGAUAAUAUGCUCAUGCACAUGGAAGCUGGGCUGGUGGAAGAUGACGAAUUGUGUGAGGAUCUUCUUGUGGUGGAUGAUCCGCGGGACCUCAACACCAAGCCCUCGUUGAUUGUUUGGGGAGAAUCAUGGGAUUCCAGAGCUUGGGAGGCGAAUCCAGCCUUCUUACGAAAGUGGGGAUUUUUACUACGAGGAUGUUCUGAAAUCCUCGAGGGAACUAACUACUGGAGAGAGAAACGAGGUGAGAAGGGACUUGUGUUUCAAGUAUGA